AUGGUUACCUAUGUGUCGAAGUUGGCCCUUCCUUAUUUUGUACGUAACUCGGAUCUUAAGUUAUCUGGCUCCUGCAUGUCGACUUUUGUAAAGAUUUUCGUGGAUCUCAGAAAACUGAAGCUCCCCGCGAUAAAACUUUUGGAUGCCAUGGCGAAGCCACCUUAUGGUUUGUUGCACGGAACCUUCAGUGUAAUGGGCGAUUAUGACCAGUGCCUGGAAGUCAGUUCAACCAAGAAAGGUGAUGUGCCCAAAAAUAAAAAGGAUGAGUACUACCACGGACAGUACUGUACAGUGGAGGUGGAAUUUCCUCCCAAGAUACUAGAGGCUAUCAAGGAUUACAAUAACAAAAAAAUAAACCUCACAGAUUUCGGGAAACUUGGCAGUUUUAUUGGAGAGUUCCCUGGCACUAAUUUUGCUGGAAAGUAUUUCAAAUACGGCAUUGGAAUCUGUCUACCAUCGACGUGCUCAUUGCAAGAUUUGAAGGAAAUACUAAAACUCAUACCAGUAAAUUUUCUUCCGAUGGAUGCAAAGCGAUGCGAUGAUGGUAGCAGAAAACCACUAAACACUGAUCAAAUGGUAUUUUUGGUCGUUCUGUUGCUGAUAGCAUCUUUCGUUGUCCUCGGCACUGUACUGGAUGCAUAUUUUUACAUCAGAAUACCUCACUAUUCCGGAAGCCACAAAAGUGAGUUUCAUUCAUCUUUCAUAAAUAACGACUUAAAGGGUUUAGUUUUCCAGUUUCACAUUUAA
Messenger RNA from Uloborus diversus, 747 nucleotides. RefSeq lists its product as uncharacterized. The record is from RefSeq and is a predicted model, not a curated record. Bases 1 to 747 code for a protein of 248 amino acids. The transcript is spliced from 5 exons. NCBI's taxonomy places the organism in Eukaryota, Metazoa, Arthropoda, Arachnida, Araneae, Uloboridae.